AGCUACGGCGACAUACUGGUGAGAAUCCCAAAGAACACCACCAUCCCAACCAGGAAGUUCGAAUAUUUCUCAACCACCUCGUCUGACUGCCAGGAAGCCGUGCAGCUAUCUUUUUACCAAGGUGAAAGAAAGAAGGCAAGCGCCAACCAACUUCUUGGCGUCCUGGUGUUCGACGGUAUCCCGCCCGCUCCCAUGUACGUUCCAAGGAUCACGGUUUGCGUCGACAUCGAUGCCAAGGGCAACCUGAACGUGUCUGCCGAGGACAAGUCGACGGGCCGGAAGGUGACCAAGAGCAUACCGGGCGUCGGGGUCGAAGGAAAGCUUCUGACGGCGGAGGAGGUGGAGAAGAUGGCCCGACAAGGAGAGAAGCACAAGUCGGAGGACGAAGAGCACGCGAAGGAGGUGAAUGCCAUGAAAGCAAUGAAGGAGUAUGCAAUCCUGGUCAGAGAGAACGCGGCUGCUGGAGCCUACUCGUGGAAAGCGGACGACGCAUUUAGGGAUGCGUUUGGGAAGAUGCUCGGCGAGUUCAAGGAGAAGGCAAAGGAGUUUGGAUUGGAAGCAGGUGACAAGAAGAGGUGUGAAGCCUAG
Molecule: messenger RNA, 588 nt
Organism: Linum tenue
Lineage: Eukaryota; Viridiplantae; Streptophyta; Magnoliopsida; Malpighiales; Linaceae
Source: the annotation of a GenBank genome assembly